Messenger RNA from Callorhinus ursinus (northern fur seal), 5325 nucleotides. NCBI's taxonomy places the organism in Eukaryota, Metazoa, Chordata, Mammalia, Carnivora, Otariidae. The record is from RefSeq and is a predicted model, not a curated record.
UAAGGCCUCUGCCGUUUCCUUCCUGCUGAAAUCUCUCUUCUCCUCAGGCUGACAUGCGGUUCUCCUGAACCCCAGACUCCUAGAGGAGGCUCAGCUGUUCCAAAUAAGGCCUUCACCAGAAAGCCAAAAGCGGACACCAAUCUUUGGUCCCACUUAGGUUUGAUGAGCCCAAAUACAGUCCCUUUACCUUCGCCUGGGCAGAGGGAAGGGGCUUGGCUACUUCUGCUUUCAAGAGUCAGGAGCAGAGGCCUAAAAUGGAAACAGCUGAGAAGAAAGGAGCCAAGUCAAAAACAACAUCCAGCUGAAAGAGGUCAGGCCCGAUAAGCAGGCUGACCACAGGCUUGAAAAAGAGGUCAGGCCCCAGGAGCCGAGCUGGAGCAGUGAGGCGUGUUUCUGCCAAGGGAAGACAAUGGCCUGUGAGGUAGAAGAAAUGUCAAUGAUUAGGAGUUUUGAAGGAUUCCAGCCUGUAUCCCUGAAGCAAGAGGGAGAUUACCAACCCUCUGAGACUGACCAGCUGUCCACGGAGGAGGGGGACCCAGGCAUGGACCCAGAGCCAAGGCAGAUUUCAAGGCAGCCAAGUGUGACCGAAUCAACACUGUACCCCAAUCCUUAUCACCGACCUUUUGUCUCACGGAAGUACUUUGCUACACGGCCGGGGGCCAUUGAGACUGCCAUAGAAGACUUGAAAGGCCACAUAGCCAAGACUUCUGGAGAGACAAUUCAAGGCUUCUGGCUCUUGACAGAGAUAGACCACUGGAACAAUGAGAAGGAGAGGAUUUUGCUGGUCACAGACAAGACUCUCUUGAUCUGUAAAUAUGACUUUAUCAUGCUCAGCUGUGUGCAGUUGCAACGGAUUCCCCUGAGCUCUGUCUACCGAAUCUGCCUGGGCGAGUUUGUCUUCCCUGGGAUGUCACUGGACAAGAGACAAGGAGAAGGCCUUAGGAUCUACUGGGGGAGUCUGGAAGAACACUCCCUCUUUUCCCGCUGGAACCCAUGGUCCACUGAGGUGCCUUAUGCGACCUUCACUGAGCAUCCCAUGAAAUACACCAGUGAGAAAUUCCUUGAAAUUUGUAAGUUGUCUGGGUUCACGUCUAAGCUUGUUCCAGCUAUCCAGAAUGCCCACAAGAAUUCCACUGGAUCUGGAAGAGGAAGGGGACUGAUGGUGUUAACUGAACCCAUUUUGAUUGAAACCUACAUGGGGCUGAUGUCAUUCAUUGGAAACCGCAACAAACUUGGCUAUUCCCUUGCCCGUGGGAGUAUUGGUUUUUGAGACUCUAUUUGGUGUAUGGGUAUGUCAUCCAUCAAUAUAUCUUUAUUGAAGAUUCUGUUUCAGAUCACCAUAUUUUUGGACUAAAACAAUUAAUUACUUUUAAAUACUACUACAUGAUGUUGAAUACUUAGUGUCUUAGGAAAUCUAAAAGCUUGAUUAAACUGAUAGAUGCACACCUCAGACCUCAUAUAUGAAUAAUCAAAUUUCCUAAAACCAGAAAAGACAUUCUCUUAAGCUCCUCAAAUAAUGUUGUCAAUGAAUACCUGCUCAUAAACUGAGGGCAGACUCUCUGGGUUCUUAUUCUUCUGUCCUCUAAAUGUAGGCAUUUUCUGGAUCUUGAUCUUGAGCGCUUUGAUUCUGAUCUUUUCUUUUAUUGGGAUCUGACUGUAUUAUUUUAGCUACUCUUUUUAUGAAGAUGACUUCCCAAUCCUUAUUGCUAUCCCUGAUAUUUCUUCAAGAUUCAGUUUUGUAUUUCUUUCUGCUGUUCAUAUAUAUCUGUGUUCCAGUGGCCACUCACAUUCAGCAUCUUCAAAAUCCUGGAGUUCUCUGUGGCAUUUUUAUGGUUCCAGUCAUCAUCCCUGAAAUCCAUCAGUUCUGAUAUAUCUAAAUUCCUUGCCAAAUAAUUUUAUAUGGUAUCUUUCUUAGUUUGUUUAGGCUGUUAUUACAAAAUACCACAGACUGGGUGGCUUAUAAACAACAGAAAUGUAUUUCUCACAGUUCUGGAGGCUGGAAUUCAGAGUUCAGAGUGCCAGCAUAGUCAGGUGAGGGCCCUCUUCCCGGGUUACAGACUUCUUGUCAUAUCCUCACAUGGUAAAGGGGCAAGAGAGUUCUCUUGUGCUUCUUUUAUAAAGGCAUUAAUCUUAUUCAUGAGGGCUCUGCUUUCAUGAUCGAAUCACCUCCCAGAGUCCCCACUUCUUAAUACCAUCACAUUGGACUUUAGGCUUUCAGCAUGUGAAUUUUGGGGGGACACAAACUGUCAGAGCAUAGCAGUACCAAAUUUAUGUGUGGCUUGGUAUUGUACCCCAAUGCCCAGAUGUCAAACUUAAAGUUCAUUCUUCUUUAAAAAUUGUUCAUGAACUCCUUUGCCUUUCCAUUUUCACAGGUAUAUAUUAUUAGAUCAAGUCUCUAAUUCUGUUCCCCUGGGUAAUUUUGCCAUAGCCUUUUAUUUGGAAUCUUUGAUCUGAGCUUGACUCUAUUCUAAUCCAUUCUGCAUUUGGUUGCCAGAUUUCUAAAGCACAAUUUGACCCUAUCACUCCCUGCUCAAGAACUUUUAAUGGCUCAUUUUCUUCUGCAGUUUUUUGUUCAAGUAUUUAUCUCAUUUUAUUUUCCAAUAGCAGACCCUUUCCUUCUAUUGAAAUCUGUUUUGGACUCCCAAAAUGUAAAACAGAUAGAAGUGAGGCCACUAAGAUUGAAGUGGACAUGGGAAUGCCUCUGGAUUCCUCUUUUUGGGGGGUCUCAGAGGUGCCCCCUGUGGAAUGCCAAUGGGUCCCAGAAAGUUUUGAGGAGCAUGUUUUCAAAAAUACUGUCCUACCUUAUUCUGUUUCCUUUGCUCUUUUCUCUGAUAUUUUCUCUUUUUCUUUCCCUGAUGAACACCUCAGGAGAUUAUCACAUCUCUUCAAGUUUUGCCUUUUCAAUUUUACAAUUUUAUUUUUUUAAUCUGUUUUGGGAAGAAGCUUUGAAUGAUGAACACCAUAAAUGUUAUUAUAAUCAGAUUUUCAUGUCUGUCUCAAGACCCAAAGUUAAGAUGCCUUGGUUGGUAUUCAAGUUAAAACCUACAGCUAUUUUGUUGUUGUUGUUGUUGGGGGGUGGGUUGUGCAGAGUGUAUUUUUAAAGGCUUUUUUUCUAAAAAUUUAUUUCCUCAAUUUCAAAGAUUUGUUCUCCGAUUCAUUAACAAACAUCAAUUGGAUGCAGGCAUUCAAAACCCACACUUUGAAUAACCCUCAUUUUAUUUAGUCUUUGUCUUUGUUUACUUCCAUUAGCAUUUCUCUUUCUCUCCCUCUUUCUAAAAUCCUUCCCAGCACCUACUCCCCCCCAAGCCCCCGCCCCAUGAUGGCAAAUAUUGUUAUAGUCCCCAAGGCAGAGAACUUCUAUUCAGACUGUAAAAGGAAAUGUUGAAAUCCUUAGCUGUCCUGUCAACAGUAGUGGAAUGAAAAGUCGUUGGAUUGUUUUGGCAGUGGUUCUGAAGCAGGCAUAAUUGGCAAAUUAUUAUAACACUGCUGCCCGAAAAUCCCUAUUUGCCUCAAGAUAGUGGCAUUUGUUGGCAGAAGCAUCUGAAAUGUCCAGCACAUUCUUUUGAGUUACCAUUUAAGGAUCAGCCUGACAAUAGACUUCUUUCUGCACAUUUGUCCUCCUCGUAACCUGGGACAGACUGUUCCGAAGUGACUUUCUAAAGGACACAGUACAGCACCAACUCUGCAAAAGGUUGAGGGGAGGGAGAUGUCUCUUAGCCCUGAGGUCUAGCCUCUAACAAAUAGGAUAAGCAUUUAAUAACACCAAAACUGUUUAACAUGGAGAAGAAUGAACUUAGAGAUGACAGGAGAAUGCUUUUCACAUUUUACAAAGACUGUCUAGUGGAAUAUCCCAUAAACUGAUACGUGGGACCUAGGAAGCAGGUUAUUACCAGGUUAUUACCAGUUAUUACCAUUCCAUGAAAGGAUUCAGGAAUCUGGAAGGCAGUUUAAGAUAAGAAAGAACUUCUUUUAGGUAGGAAUGUCAAAGAUGGAAUGGGCUGCUCCUUAGAAAAGGGAGCCUGCCAUCACUUGAUGUGUUCAAGUAGGGACUAGAUUACGUGGAUAUUGUGAACAGAAUUGGUAGAUGGGUGAUUGAUAUCAUACUUUAAGGCUAGAGGCCUUAUUAUGAUCCUCCAAAGAAUUGUUGCUAAUGAUUAGAUAAUUAAAUGUUUUUUUUCCUUUGGAAAGAAUUGAAUCAUUCAAAUGAGACCCUAGAAAAUUACCUUAACUUUCCUAAGAUUUAAUUUCCUCAUCUGUAAAAUGGAUACAGUGAUACCUUUACUGCCCACUGCAUAAAGAUCUUGUGAGGACUGAAUGAAAUGAGGUUAAAUGAUUGUGUCAAGUAAAACAAAAACAAAAGCAGAAACAAAACAUUGAGUACCUGCCUGUAGAGUGGUUAAGACUUGGAAGCAGAAAGUAGGACAACAUCCAAAGGAAUUAUAUUUAGUUCCCUCUGGGAAAUUUUCCUUGGUCACUAUAGACCUACUGACCAUCAUUCUCCCAUUUGACACAUGGUGUUCUCACUUGGGUUCCUUGUCCAUAAGCGCAACAGGAAAUACAAACCACAAACCAGGGGACCUACUAUAUGCCUGGGCUUUUCAUUCAGGCUAUCAUCUGAAAUAUACCAAUAAAGUUUCUGGAAGGGACAUCAUAAAUUUGAUUGGGAAUAGGAUUAUUUACAAGAGGCAUUAAGUAUUGGGCAUAUCACCAUAAAAAUGUCAUGGCUGGCCAUCUUCUUUAUCUGAUCUUUAUCACAUUCAGGGAUAUUUUCCCAUUAGAAAAUCCCCGAUAUGUCUCUUCAAAAACUGCUUGAACAUCUUCAUGGACAGAUUGUUCAAGGUCUCCUGAUACAUUGUGGGUCAUUCUGAUGGUUAGAAUAUUCACCUUCUUUUGAUUUAGACUCUGUAACAUCCAUCUGCCAUCUCUUUCAGGAAAAAAAAAAAAAAAUUAUUUUGCUGGAGUGGGGUUAGCUUGGGUUUUCUCACUGGGAUGUGGGAUAUUUGGGUACAGAGGCAAGGUUGGUAGAUUCUCUAAUGUUUACAAGAAGGAGAGCUGUCAAGAAAUGCUAAGCCUGACCUUCAAGUGGGCAACUGGGCCCCUUUGGAGGCCUGACCUUUGGCAAUUCUCUAAGGCGGAAAAGAGAAGCCAGUUGGUGUGCUCUGGAUCUUUUGCCUUGAGGCCUGUUCUCCUUGUUCCCUUGCUGAAGCAACACUAAGAAAGCCAAUGCACAGAGCCCUGGGGCUAAGGAGGCAUAGAAACCUCACAACCCAAGGCUUUCAUUUCACAGAACAGGAAGCAAAGGCGUUGAAACUGGAAAAAAAAAAA